CCCCCUCCCCAAAAUGCUGAGCACACAUCUCCAAGUGAAACGUACGCUUAGCAUAUCUUAAACUUGGACCCACAAAGCAGCUAGGAGCCGUCAAUAUCCACUUCUGGUUUGAUUUACUUGCAGAAAGACCCCCCAGAAAAGGCAGCAGGAGAAUUAGAAGUCUGUCUUGACUCUUGAACUUAAGUUUAGAUCAUCAGCAAGCAUUGCAGAAAGCAGGAUGCUGUGAGAUUCCUGAGCUUCUUGAUGAAUUGGCGUCAGAUGUCCAGGUCUCUGUUCCUGCUCUGUCCAUUAUUACAUAGGAAUUAACAAAAUAAAUGUUUGUGUGAUCAUUAAAUUAGUCAUAACCACAAGAAUUUAUUCAGUCGCCUAAUGCAAAAAUACAGCAAGCAGAGAAGUCUGGCUCCUCCUGUGGCGUAGCUGUAAUGCAUCUCUUCAUGCUUCAGUGUCUAAAAAGCCUUCAUUCUCUGGUCGUGCCUUAAUGUGCUGCCUCAUCGCUGUAGCUUGUAUGUGAUAAUUUUGCUCCUGUAUUUUUGUAGCUUUUGUCUUUCAGAGAAGCUUGAACGGAAGGCUAAUCAGCGUAAUUUUUAAUUGUUAAUUUGGCUCACUCUCUGAAGCUGAUUAGAUGACCUUGCCAAGGAAUCAGUGGGGAAUUGUUAGAGCGAAGCGAGCUAGCUCAGUGAACUGCCAGCACUCUGGCGCGGUGCCACCCUUGCUAUUUAUAGACUUGUAAGAAGAGUCAAGCACUGAAGACAGCUCCUGAUUUGAGUACCAGAUGACUCGCACACUGACCUGAAGCAGAGUUACUGCCCGGGAGCUGCAGAAGUCUGAUGAGCAGAACUCCGUUUUUCAAGUCAUUCAGUGCUAGUUUCUUUCUCAUCCGCUUAUUUAAAGCCGCCUGCAAUUCCUGCAUUUCCCGAUCAUUGGUGUAUCCUUAUGACUUUAGACUAACAGAGAAAGAGAAAACUAGUAUCUGCUACUUGUCCUUCCCAGACUCCUACUCAGGUGGCCUGGGGGAUACUCAAUUUAGCUUCCGCCUUCGUCAGUCUGGGGGACAGAGGACCACUCAUUACGAGGAUGAUGGCGAGUACAAUAGAGAAGCACCCCUAACGCUGCAGCGGGAGUCAGCUCAUUACUUUGGUUAUGUGUACUUCAGGCAAGUCAAGGACAGCUCGAUGAAGAGAGGUUAUUUUCAGAAGUCUUUGGUGCUGGUGUCACGCCUUCCAUAUGUGAACUUGUUCCAGUCAUUGCUGCAGCUGAUUGCUCCGGAAUAUUUUGACAAGCUGGAGCCAUGCCUGGAGGCAGUGUGCAAUGAGAUUGAUCAGUUGCCACCUCCUGUGCCAGGACAGACUCUGAACCUUCCAGUGAUGGGAGUUGUCAUUCAGGUGAGAAUCCCAUCGAGGGUGGAUAAGCCAGGAUCAAGCCCAGUGAAGCAGUUCAAUCAAGAGAAUCUGCUACCAGCCCCACUGGUACUCCCCAGUAUUCAUGAACUGGAUCUCUUCAGGUGUUUCCAGCCAGUGCUAAUUCACAUCCAGAUGUUAUGGGAGCUGAUGUUACUGGGAGAGCCAAUUGUUGUAAUGGCACCAUCCCCUACAGUUUCUUCAGAAAUGGUUCUGGCACUUACCAGCUGCCUUGCUCCUCUGAGGUACUGUUGUGACUACCGCCCCUAUUUUACUAUCCACGACAGUGAAUUUAAAGAGUAUACCACCAGGACACAAGCUCCGCCAAACAUUGUUGUGGGAGUCACAAACCCUUUCUUUAUCAAAACUCUUCAGCACUGGCCACACAUUCUUCGGGUUGGGGAGCUCAGAAUGUCAGGAGACCUGCCCAAGCAAGUUAAGGUGAAGAAGCUAGCUAAACUAAAAACUCUAGACACAAAACCAGGAAUCUAUACUUCUUAUAAAACAUUUCUUCACAAAGACAAAACCCUGAUAAAAAGAUUACUAAAGGGGAUUCAGCGGAAACGCCCAUCUGAAGUCCAAAGUGCCCUUUUGAGGCGUCACCUUCUGGAGCUCACCCAGAGCUUCAUUAUUCCCCUGGAGCAUUAUAUUGCAAGUCUGAUGCCUCUGCAGAGGGCCAUUACUCCGUGGAAGAAUCCUCCACAGAUUCGUCCUUUCCGUCAGGAAGAUUUCAUGAAGACCCUUGAGCAUGCUGGUCCCCAACUUACCUGUGUACUUAAGGGUGACUGGUUAGGCCUCUACAGGCGUUUCUUCAAGUCUCCCAACUUUGAUGGCUGGUACCGUCAGAGGCACAAGGAAAUGACCCAGAAGCUGGAGGCCCUUCAUUUGGAGGCAAUCUGUGAAGCGAACAUUGUGGCCUGGAUGAAGGACAAGUCUGAGGUGGAGAUUGUAGACCUGGUGCUAAAACUUCGUGAGAAGCUGGUAAGAGCCAGGUGCCAGCACCUCCCUGUGAAGGAGGAAACUCUGCAGCGGGUGGGCCUGUAUAUCGAGACCAUCAUUGGCUCCUUGCCGGAGGAUCUCCAGACUGUGCUGCACCACCACUGAGCACGGUGAAGGGACUCUGUUGGAGAAGGAGGGGCCCUCCCACCCUGCUCCGAGCUGUGGGCAGCUGCAGUUGCAUUUGGAAAGGAAAGUUCUUCCCCGAUCCAGCCAACGUGACCCGAUGUGGACCGUGCUCACAACUGUGUAUGAUUUUGAGUACGUGAGCAUGGGGUGGGUCAGAACUGUAGCAGAAAUGGGGAACCGUGUGCACUAUUCUCUGUCUAGUCCUGCUUUGAGGAGCUGGAUUAGGGGACUGUAAAUGAGAAACUGUUCCCUGUGUGGCUGUUAGUAGGUCAGAAAGUGGCAGCCAGGCUUCCAGCAGCAUGUGAUAGGCUGUGCAAAACGUGUGUUGCCCAUAUAUACACAUCCAUCUUUGUCUAGUGCUUGGGCUCUCAAAAUUUCAAUGCCGUCAUCCUGCCUGGAAGAAGCAGGACCAGCCCUGUGGGGGGGAGUUGUUUUCAGGAGAGCUCCUGAUGAUAAUGAGAGAGAUGCUAGUCCCCCAUGUACAAAUGAUGUGAAAAAAUUGUCACUGCCCAUUCAGCAGCCUGACUCAUGCCGGCAAGAGCUUCAGCUGUGAUGGGAGUGGGAGGAUGAAUUGCUGGACGUGGAAUGCUGCUGUUUUUUCCCCAAGGCAGAGACAGAGUAGAAGGGGCUGGUGCAUCUGCAAGGAACAGAGCUCUCCAGAGAUCACGGCUGGGUGAUGUGUGAAUGGGAAUAGCUACUGGAGCUCCACAGAGAGGAGCUGGCCUCCAAAUGUAAUUUAUUCUGCUUGAAAAAUCAAGUUUGUGUGCUCUAAUAAUGUACAAGACAGCUGGAGCUCUGCCUUGGGCAAUGAGACAUCUAAUGUGGUCAGCUCACUUGCCGAUAAAACAUGUUGGGGAAUCUGAUUUUUACAGCCUGUGUCAGCCUUGCCAAGUGGGAGCUCACGGAGUGGCCCUCGCGUGGGUGCGAGGGCCCCGCUGUGAGAGGUGCGUGCUCGCCCUGUGCUGGGGUCAGUGGGGAGCAGCACCUCCAGCUCUCACCACAACUUGUUCUUACCACAGCCCAGUUUCCAGCUCGGUCAUUCUGCUCCCGUUCACCUCUUGGGAAAGAGAGACACGUGUGUGUGCUUCUAGGAUGAAUGUAGGAAAGACUUGAGGCUCUGCUACCGGCUUUGGAGGCAGUUGCCCGCUGAGAGAGCAGUCUUUCUGCCCGCUGCCUUGGAAAUGGAUUUACUGUAACCCCAGGGUUGAUUGCUGCUGCUGUAACUGCAUUUCACCAUCUGCCACUCUGGCCAGGGCCUGAAUGUUUGCCUUAAGAAUGGUUUUCAGAUGGGUCUGGCAGCCUGAUGCGCUCCUGUUCUGUAAGAAGCCCCGGAGCGUACCUUCGCACGUGGCAGGAGAGUUCGGCAUUUCAGCCGAGACCGGCACAAAGCUGUCGGCAGCGCCCAGAGCUCAUGGGGUGGAAGCUGUGCUGUUUCACUAGCAGUCUCUGCCCGUUGCCGCACUGCCUCGGGGCUGGGUCAGUGAGUCUCAGAGGUGGCUGAACCCUUCCUGCGUUUUCCCCUCCAGAGCCAGGCAUGGACAGUGCAGGAACAGCGGGAGGCUGCUCGGUUUCCCGCCGCCUCCAGCCUGGAAGCGGCCAAGCGAGGAGACACGGCCAUACCUCCCCGUAGCAAUGAAUUCUGUACAAUACUCCUUAGUGGCAGCCCUGCCUGUACAGUGUAUAUUCUGUAUAUAGCGUUCGUGUGUGCGUCUGUGCAAUAGCUCUGCAGUGACUGUGGUGGACCGAAGCUCUAAUGUAUAGUAGAAAAUACUAGUUUAAAAAAAAAACUUAAGCCAAGCUUGUCUCCUG
This is a messenger RNA of Pygoscelis adeliae (Adelie penguin), 4331 nucleotides long. RefSeq names its product DENN/MADD domain containing 6B (gene DENND6B). NCBI's taxonomy places the organism in Eukaryota, Metazoa, Chordata, Aves, Sphenisciformes, Spheniscidae. Gene Ontology annotation, molecular function: guanyl-nucleotide exchange factor activity. The coding region runs from base 828 to 2501 and encodes 557 amino acids. The record is from RefSeq and is a predicted model, not a curated record. Gene Ontology annotation, cellular component: recycling endosome. The transcript is spliced from 20 exons.